Bombyx mori (domestic silkworm) is the source of this 1597-nucleotide messenger RNA. RefSeq lists its product as uncharacterized. Bases 23 to 1561 code for a protein of 512 amino acids. The transcript has 13 exons. Lineage: Eukaryota; Metazoa; Arthropoda; Insecta; Lepidoptera; Bombycidae. The record is from RefSeq and is a predicted model, not a curated record.
AUCUAGUCAUUUGUAAUUGUCUAUGUUUUUUUGCUGUUAUUUAUUUUAUGAGAAUGGUUUUAUUUUCGAUAUAUCAAUUCAGUUUUUGAUAUUUUUACAGUGUACUGAAUUAGUUAAAUGUACACAAAUACACAUUUAUUUCAGUUUAAUACAGAUGGUAAGUCAGAUAAUGUUCAUUUUCCUCGUGGUGAUCGCGUCAGCGCUAUGUCAAUUAUUCGAUGACAGCCAGUAUUGCGCUGUCAGAUACAGAAGGCUGUGUCAAGGCAAAGGGCUUCAUGUUGCCUGCCAGUUUCCAAACGCUGGACCGGGUUCUUCUUGCGAAAACUACACCGCCAUCGAUUUCGGUAACAAAUUACAGCACUACGUUACACAUUUUAUAAACAGACGACGUCACCGUAUUGCCUCUGGGGUCGAAAGAGUGCGCGGAGGUAUCUUACUUCCGAAACCAGAACUCAUGAUGUUGGUGGAAUGGGAUCGCGAAUUGGCAUUUCUAGCACAGCGUCUGUCUGAUCAGUGCCAGUUUGUACACGAUGACUGCAGAGCUACUGUCCGUUACCCAUACGCUGGACAGUCAGUGGGGGAGGUGCGUUGGCGUAAGUCCAGAGACACGGAUGGGUUAAUAGCGCAACGAGCAGUCAGACGGGUUUUAGAGGCGUGGUGGGGGGAAAAGAGGAGAGUGACUCCGAAACAGCUGACAUCUCCAUUUAGAUUGGCGUCAAGAGGUGCUGUGUGGGGCCACUUCACCCAGCUAGCAGUGUGGACGCUGCGGGCGGUAGGAUGUGGUGGGGUGCGCCAUGGAUCUUCCUACCCUCGUUUCCUGUUAGUCUGCGACUUCUCGCACACGAACAUGUUGGGCCAGAGAACCCUCACGCCUGGGCCUUUAGCGCUCUGCCCCGGACAUACUUCAAGAAAACCGCGGUCUGCUUAUCCUUUGCUCUGUGGACCGGUCCGUCGUUCUCCUGGUCCAGCAACGCAUGUCGCAUCCGAGGAUUACGAAGCCGAAUAUGAAGGGCCAGAUGAAUCAGAACCAGACUUCCUCCCACCGAGCUUGUGGUCACGACAUGAUCGCGUGUACAACGAAAGGAUACAACAGAAUGAUGUUAAGCACGAAAACGGCUUAUCUAGACCUUCAAACGUACCGGCAUCUACCAUGAAGACGUUUGGUGAAAGCGAUGAAAGUGACCAUCGAAUUAUGGAAAUCAAGAAAUCAAUGUACAAAAAACCAAAUUCGUCAAUUUUCAGUGGUAACAAUGAAAACGUGGAGAUGCGAACGAUCAGCGCGCGUGAUCGAUACAAAAUAUCUGCCGUACACAAUCCUGCUUUGAUUGACAAUUACAGACCGACUGUCAUUCGCCAUCCUUGUACGAAACACCAUUGGAAGCAGACGAGAGAUCGACCUAGGAGGCCCGGUGCGAAUGCUUUAUUGAACUCUCAGUCAACGGUCGCGGCUCGUCACACACGGCUUUUGUCAGCGGUUUCCUUAAUGUUGGACAAGGAUGGCGCAGAUCAGCUGUUCAGGGAUACGGGUUUUAGUGUUGCCUGGAAGAAAAAUGAAGGAUAAUUUAGUAAAAAUCAAGAUUUUGUUGAAAGAAAAAAA